This is a messenger RNA of Trematosphaeria pertusa, 1631 nucleotides long. RefSeq lists its product as uncharacterized. The coding region runs from base 64 to 1527 and encodes 487 amino acids. NCBI's taxonomy places the organism in Eukaryota, Fungi, Ascomycota, Dothideomycetes, Pleosporales, Trematosphaeriaceae. The transcript has 2 exons. Gene Ontology annotation, cellular component: mitochondrial small ribosomal subunit. The record is from RefSeq and is a predicted model, not a curated record. Gene Ontology annotation, molecular function: structural constituent of ribosome.
CACAUCGCCUGAGCAUUGCAUCCAGUUCGCCAUUGCGAGGCCCUGAGCCUCUGUCUCCUCGCAAUGCCUUCUCCAAUAUGUCUCCGUAGCUUGUCCCAGCUAUCCCUGGACAGAGCCGCCAACGUCUCCAUUACCUCUCGAACGCUGCUCGCUCCCCAGACAGCAUGCUUUUCCACGUCCGCCGCGCGAUAUGCAGCCCCACCUUCGAAGAGGAAGGGCAUGGUGGCACCGCCAAAAAGAGGAGAAAGGACACUGAACGUCAAGAAGGGCAGGAAAGCUCCCAGCGCGGACACGGGCAAGCGGCCAGCCCCAGGAGACCGAAAAGCGAUGCGAAAGCGAAUUGUCCUAACCAACGACAACGCAUUGGAAGUCUCGUCACUGAAGGACUUGGACAAGGCGACCGCUUUGAGCGAGAAGAACGAAGGCCAAGUUAGAGGUCUUCCGGAACAAGUUGUGGACGCGCUUCGAGCUGUGGAGGCUUUCAAGACGACGCAGGGAUGGAGUCUCUUCCGGCGACCAGCGACGCUGAUGCGGAAGGAAACAAUACAGCUCGCGAAACUGCUGAAAGAGGUGGAAGACCCCGUAGACGGACAGCAAAAGAAGACGCUACGCCGGGUCUUGAGUGGAGACAGGAUGAGCGGAAAGAGCACACUGCUUCUCCAAGGACUGGCCAUGGCCUUCCUCCGGGACUGGGUCGUCAUCAACCUCCCCGAAGCGCAAGACAUAACCAACGCCCACACCGACUACGCGCCACUCCCCUCCUCCCAAACCCAACAAUACACCCAAGACACCUACACCGCGACCCUCCUCUCGCAAAUCCUCAAGGCAAACCUCAAGUUCCUCGAAGCCACACCCGUAACCACCAACCCCCCGCUCCCCCUCCCUCUCCCCGCAAAACCGACGUUGAAACACCUCGCCGAGCUCGGCAUAGCCAACCCAGAAGCCUCAUGGCCCGUCUUCGUCGCUCUAUGGCAAGAACUCACCCAGCCCGGCCAUCCGCCCAUCAUGCUCGCCAUAGACGGCCUAUCCCACAUCAUGCGCAACUCAGAGUACCUCUCCGCGGACGUGAAGCCCAUCCACGCCCACGACCUCACGCUAAUCCGGCACUUCGUCGACCACCUCUCAGGCGCAAAGCCGCUCCCCAACGGCGGCAUCGUCCUCGCGGCGACGUCGCAGUCCAACGCGCCCACGUCCCCCGCGCUCGACUACUGCGUCCAAGUCGCCGAAGCCAUGCAGUCGCACCCGGACAACAUCCCGCACUGGAACCCGUACAAGAACGUGGAUCAGCGCGCCAUGGACGUCCUCAAGGACCUGCUCGUCCCCGGAAGCGGUGGUGCGAAGGGGCUGGACGUGAUCAGAGUGGGUGGGCUGAGUAAGCAGGAAGCGCGCUCGAUUAUGGAGUAUUAUGCUGAGAGCGGCAUGCUGAGGGCGAAGGUGGAUGAUGGGUUUGUGAGCGAGAAGUGGAGUCUGGCGGGGAUGGGGAAUAUUGGGGAGUUGGAGCGGGUGAGUGUGAGGUUGAGGAUAUAGACAAGGGUGUUUGCUGCGUGGAGUGGAAGCGAAGACGUGUAUAUGCUGUGCGGUUUGUAGGAAUAGCGUGCUUGCUUGCUAUGUAUAUUUGUAAGAAAUACUGC